This is a messenger RNA of Haliotis rufescens (red abalone), 2312 nucleotides long. RefSeq lists its product as uncharacterized. Lineage: Eukaryota; Metazoa; Mollusca; Gastropoda; Lepetellida; Haliotidae. The transcript is spliced from 6 exons. The record is from RefSeq and is a predicted model, not a curated record. Bases 131 to 1231 code for a protein of 366 amino acids.
UCCUCCUUCGAUAUCACCUAGUGACCGUUAUUGUGCUGAGGGCGAUUGGUGUCGACUGUCGCGCUCUGUGUCGGACACGAACUCGUAUUUGCUGCUGUUUAGGUUAAUUGGAUCGGAAGGUUUCGUUACCAUGGAGGACAUGGAGGUACUGACGAGGGAGGCAAUCACCACACUGACAGGGACCACAAAAGCUUACAAUGAGAAGCUGUCCGACAUUAGCGAGAGCAUGGCGAAGCUGGAGGAAGACAAAGCGGACAAGGGGGAGGUUGACAAACACGAGAAGCACACCCUAGACGGCACCUGUCGGUGUAGGAUAUUCAUGGAUCUUAUUAAGGAACAAGACCGCCAGGACAAGCUUGACCAACUCCACAUCGACAUCCUGGAGGCCAACAAAGACCUGAUGACGUCACUAUCACGUGACGCCAAGGUCUACAGAAAAAAAUAUGGAGAACUGAGAGAGGAACGCGGCAAGGCCUUGCAAUCGGAAGAAGCGACACAAAGGAACGUUCUGAGAUGUCCGUCUAUCGCAUUUGACCGAGAGACAGGCCAUAAGGAUGUCACUUUCACAGAAGAGGGCGCUCUUCACAACCAGACAACCAAGGACCCGAUCAACCGUCAUGACAGGGAACUGUCGAAUGUUACGGGCGCCGUCGGCAACAGAUGCUUCUUCAAAACCGACAUCGGCUACUUUGGGGUGAAAGCUGACGUGCAGAUCGUCCGCACAGCGAAAAUUGACAAAGCUCGUCUCUACGACAUCUUUGACGUCUACAUCGGCGAACAGGACGUCAUCGACAAUCUCAGAGACCCUGGCGUUUUGUACCAACAUAACAUGUUCGGCGUCAACGUCUGGUACAGCAACAUGCGUGAGGAGGUCAUCAUCGACAUCCUGAGCAGCUCAAAACAUCUGGAUAGAUACACUCUUCCCAAGAAAGUCAAACAUGGCGGCCGCUUUCAGAUCGAACUCGGUUUCCUGGUAGACAUGCAAAGGGCGACAAUUCAUGUCCUGGAUGGUCAGACGCGGAAGGUGAUUGGCUCAGCGAGGAAGCUUAACACUACUGAACCAAUGUGGCCGGCUGUUCAGAUCCACCACUGCUACUAUGAGCCACAGUAUUUCGACACAAAUAUAACAUUUGCUCGCGUAUUUGAUGGCGUUAAAUCAGACAAUGGAUGGAGGAAAUAUUUGAUGUCGUUGGUCAAAGAACGUGAGCAUGAACUCAUCCAAAUAUUGUAGAACACGAGAACGUGAUUGUAUUGUGUGUGUCCUUUAUUAGCCCCCACUCCUAUGUGUACAUUAGAAUACUACUUGUCAUUAUGUGAUACGUCAUGCUGUCAUGAUUUAAUUGUAAAGCAACUAUGAUGAUAAGUCGUGAUGAUGUCAUACUUUGGAAAAAGAACUAUCAUUUUAUAUAUUGAAGUUGUCAUGAUAAUUCGUGAUGACAUGCUUUGUAAAGGAACUGUCAUGCUGUAUAUUGAAGCUGUCAUGCUAAAUCGGGAUGUCAUGCUUUGUAAAGGAACUGUCAUGCUGUAUAUUUAAGCUGUCAUGCUAAUUCGGGAUGUCAUGCUUUGUAAAGGAACUGUCAUGCUAUAUAUUGAAGCUGCCAUGCUAAUUCGUGACGUCAUAAUUUGUAAAGGAUCUGUCAUGAUAUAUAUAUUGAAGCUGUCAUGCUAAGUCGUUAUGCCAUGCUAUGUUAAAGAACUGUCAUGCUAUAUAUUGAAGACCAUGCUAAUUCGUGACGUCAUGCUUUGUAAAGGAACUGGCAUGCUAUAUAUUAAAGCUGUCAUGCUAAUUCGUGACGUCAUACUUUGUAAAGGAACUGUCAUGAUAUAUAUAUUGAAGCUGUCAUGCUAAUUCUUGACGUCAUGCUUUGUAAAGGAACUGUCAUGCUAUUUAUUGAAGCUGUCAUGCUAAGUCGUUAUGCCAUGCUUUGUAAAGGAACUGUCAUGCUAUAUAUUAAAGCUGUCAUGCUAAUUCGUGAUGUCAUGCUUUGUAAAGGAACUGUCAUGCUAUAUAUUGAAGACCAUGCUAUAUAUUAAAGCUGUCAUGCUAAUUCGUGAUGUCAUGCUUUGUAAAGCAACUAUCAUGCUCUAUAAAGAAGCUGUCAUGUUAAUUUGUGAUGAUGUCAUCCUUUGUGAAGAAACGAGCUGUGCUGUGAAAAGUUGAAAUACAAACAUGUCUGUGUGCCUUACAUUACAACUUGUAAUUAUCUAGAAACUAUUCUUACAUGGAUGCAUCACGCAGAGACACAUGCUUUUUUUCUGAAAACAUAUACAUUAAUUACGCCGGAUGUCUGUUGCCACAUCACCCACUUCCA